Messenger RNA from Aspergillus pseudonomiae, 495 nucleotides. RefSeq lists its product as uncharacterized. NCBI's taxonomy places the organism in Eukaryota, Fungi, Ascomycota, Eurotiomycetes, Eurotiales, Aspergillaceae. Bases 1 to 495 code for a protein of 164 amino acids. The record is from RefSeq and is a predicted model, not a curated record. The transcript has 5 exons.
AUGUACGCCAUCACCAAAUAUUGCAACUUCAGUAUAAUGUCCUCCCAGGCGCUUCAAGACAAUAACGAUACCCACGAUGAUUAUGACUUGCGCUUGGGGUUUAAUCACUCUACAAGGGCUGAACAACCAAGUCUCACCCCACAAAUCUCCCAGUUCUUCGAUUUCAACGAUCUCGGAUUCAACAUGGUUACCUGGAUGAAAGAACAGGGCGAUAUCGAUGUCCAUUUCGGGUUCGAUGCGAACAUGGGAUACUUUCUCAUUGUCUACGAUAUGCGUCUCGCAGCCUAUAUCCCUGACAGGACUGAAUUCGACGAUGUCCGAUAUGCCGUAUCAGCAGACGGUACUGGGGCCUAUUUCACGGCUUAUACUGGGACUCAUAGACAGGGACGACGUGUCAGUGUUGAGACGAUGAGGAAGCUUUGGAAGGCUUAUGGAGUCUACGAGGAAGGUAACCGUGGAGACAAGUGGGCCGCGGGCUCUAAUCUAUCUGCCUGA